Molecule: messenger RNA, 2055 nt
Organism: Megalopta genalis
Lineage: Eukaryota; Metazoa; Arthropoda; Insecta; Hymenoptera; Halictidae
Product: sodium/potassium-transporting ATPase subunit beta-2
Biological process (GO): intracellular sodium ion homeostasis; sodium ion export across plasma membrane; potassium ion import across plasma membrane
Cellular component (GO): sodium:potassium-exchanging ATPase complex
Molecular function (GO): ATPase activator activity
Source: RefSeq, a predicted model, not a curated record
AACGUAGCGUGUUUAGUCAACCUGGUGGCGUUGAAGAACCAACUGUCGGCAUCGGAGAAGCUGCCACAGCCGACCUCGAGGAACUCACGGUUUCGGUUUCGGUGCGAGCGAUCCUGCGGUGCCGUUGCUCGCUCGCGUUCCAUAUAGUGUUCCAUGUUCGUUCGGAUUGAUUCGGUUCGAACCGUUCCCUGCUACUCGAUACGUGAUUAGUGCUGGAAAUACUUCGCUUCCAAAGAAAAUUUCACCUGCCGACAACAUGGUCAGCAAGAACCAGAAGAUGGUCGCGCCGGAGUCAGAUCCCUAUCUGAACCCGGCGAACGUGUCGACCAACCAGUCUUUCAAGACCUUCAUUUACAACCGUGAGACUGGCGCCUUCAUGGGCAGAACGGCAAGCAGUUGGGGUAAAAUAGGAUUGUUCUACUUGAUAUUCUACGGAGUGUUGGCUGGGUUGGUUGCAAUUUGCUUCUGGGGAUUCUUCCAAACGUUAGAUCCGAGGAUACCGAGGUGGCAGCUGGAACGUUCGAUAAUUGGAACAAAUCCAGGUUUAGGAUUUAGACCGACACCGCCACUGGAGAACGUCGAGAGUACAUUGAUAUGGUAUAGGGGAACAGACAGUCAGAAUUACAAAUACUGGGUCGAUUCGUUGCAAUCUUUCCUAAAAGAUUACAUAACACCGGGGUCGGUGCCUGGUCUUGGUGCAAACAUUAACAAAUGUGACUACAAUCAACCUCCACCUCCCGGCAAGGUUUGCGACGUUGACGUUAAAAACUGGCAACCGUGUACUAAAGAGAAUAAUUACAACUAUCACAAAUCCGCUCCAUGCAUUUUCCUCAAGCUCAACAAGAUAUACGGCUGGAAACCAGAAUUUUACAACGAUACGGAUUCGUUGCCAAAUAAAAUGCCUUCCGACCUCAAGGAACAUAUUACUAGCUUAAAGGGAAAUAAUUCUGUGCAACUUAAUACGGUUUGGGUCUCCUGCGAAGGCGAGAAUCCUGCGGACCAGGAGAAUAUAGGACCAAUUCAUUACAUACCUCGAAGAGGUUUUCCUGGUUACUUCUACCCCUUUGAAAAUUCUGAGGGAUAUCUCAGCCCUUUGGUUGCUGUUCAUUUUGUUCGUCCCCGCACUGGAAUUUUAAUAAACGUAGAGUGCAAGGCGUGGGCGAAAAACAUAAAACACAGCCGCCAUGAGAAAAUAGGUGCAGUUCAUUUGGAGUUGAUGAUAGAUUAACAGCGCUGCCUACCCUACCAGGCCUCUCCCUUGUUAGUGUACAGAAGCUAAACUCGAAUCUCAUAUUUUCUGACUCUUCAAAAUACGUGGAUGCUUUUCAAAUCAAAUCAAGAAGUCGUCAGAAAUCGAUGACCGCUGCCAAAGCCGAUGAAAUUUUUCUCAAGUACAAAACUAAAAGGGUUUCUUAAGUUUGUAUCAGUGGCAAAUUUUUGACACGGAAGUUUCCUGUGCACCGAGAGAAAUAUUAAAUUUUACAUUAGUUUUUAUGCAGUGUUCAGACUUUUAUUCGAUCGCAAUGGGCAAAUGAACUGAAAUGUCGGCAAAAUAAUUUAUAUCCGAUCAGAUCAAUGUAAAGAACUGUUCGUCAUGUGAACUGUGUGGAAAACAUAUAUGUAUACCGUCUAUCAAUAUGAAUAUAUAUUUUAUGAGAAACAUAAUCAAAAUAUUAUAAGUGAGGACACGAUCAAAUUAGUCUAUGUUUCCACGAUUUAAAAAAUAAUGGAAGUAGAUAUACUCGUCUCCGAGUUCAAUUUUAUAACAUGAUUUUCGAUUUUAAUUAAAACUGUGGAAGAUAUUAGAUUAUAUUUAAAUUCUUUCUGGUAAGUGUCACUCAAUUAUCUAAAUGUCCAUUUCAAAAAUUGAACAUAUAACGAAGUUAUGAAAAUUAUUCGAAUAAAUUAAAUUUAUUGUUACCGUAUUUCGAAUGCCCAUCACGAAUAGAUCUCUUAAACGUGGCAAAGAUAAUAUAUAUAAAUGAUGUAUGUAAAUGUAUUGUAUGUGUACACAUAUAUUUUUAUAGAUAAGAUUUUAUUCUUUCAAAUCACUAA